AUGUCCGAUACCGACGAACCAGCCUCGAAAUUUAUCGACCAAUACAAAAACUACGGACGUACCGAUGCCACCCUACAGGAGGAACGCCGACAGCGAUUGCUUGAGAAACAGAAACGAUGCCGCGAGAUCGAACUGGAUGCCGGACGGCCGGGUUUGCUGGAAGAGCUCGCAACCGAAGCACAUCCGGACGAAUCGAUGGAAUGUCAACAGAACCCAGCGACGAAACAGCGGCCAAAGAAGCGCAUCAUCACCUCGAAGCUGUUCACGAACAAAGUGCAACUGUCUGAAUGGAUGCACGAGCGGCCCGAUGAUCUAGAAAACUGGCUCGUCCGGCCGUGUCCCGUUGGUCAACGGUGUUUGUUAGUGUUUCGCCAACGGCUAGCCAUAGCAUUUAACAAACGGGGCCGUUCAAUUGCAGCGGUCCGCACGAAGCAGAAGCUACACGACGCGAUCGUACUCGACUGCAUCCUGGGGAAGGAUCGUACCUUUUACAUACUUGACGCACUCGUUCUCGCCCAGGUAGAUCUGGUCAACUGUGACUGCCAGUUCCGGUUUGCCUGGAUCGAAUCAAAGUUCUACGAAAACAAUCUCACCACACUGCUCGAACCGAAAACGGUCAAAGGGAACGAUGGUUUUCGGCUAAGUUUGCUACCGUCGUACGAUUUAGCACACCACGAAUCGGUGGCCAACUGUUGGUCUCACUAUCCGGCCUUUCCCGAGGGCACACCGAAGCUGGAUGGAUAUUUGUUCUAUCACAAGGAAUCACACUAUGUGUACGGGAAAACGCCACUCGUUGUGUGGCUGUUUGCGUUCAUGCUUAACGACGUACUGAAGCUUCCGCCGGGGCUGGUUAAUGAGCAGCAUUUGACCGACAAACCGGCACGGUACACCGGUAACUACGCGGAAUACAUCGCCGAGUUUGAUCGUAUGCAAGCGAAACGAAGAAGCAAGCCACGCGCAAAGUCACGAUCGACAGCCAAGAUGGAUACCGCCACGGAUGAACCGAGCGGCCAACAUCCGGAUGCGUCGUUGUGGGAAGCGAUGGAAGCGGCUCCACUCGAUUCGGACGAUGAGGAUUUACGUGCGCAGGAGCAGGACGCGAUGAGACAGCUUGAAAUGGAAUAA
This is a messenger RNA of Anopheles maculipalpis, 1125 nucleotides long. RefSeq names its product snurportin-1 (gene Snup). Gene Ontology annotation, cellular component: cytoplasm; nucleus. Lineage: Eukaryota; Metazoa; Arthropoda; Insecta; Diptera; Culicidae. The coding region runs from base 1 to 1125 and encodes 374 amino acids. The record is from RefSeq and is a predicted model, not a curated record. The transcript has a single exon. Gene Ontology annotation, biological process: snRNA import into nucleus.